AUGGGCGGCAUUGGAGGGCGCCAGCGGCGGAGCCCAAGCUACGUGAAGCUCUGGGAGUGGAACUACGUCGACGUGGCCCGUGAAUGCCAGGAGACGCUGGGCCCGCAAGGCUUCGAUGCUGUGCAGCUGUCGCCCCUGACAGAGCACGUGACGGGCCACCAAUGGUGGGUGAGGUACCAGCCUGUAUCCUUUGGCCUCAACUCCCGCAGCGGCGCUGCGUCAGAGCUGCGCCGUGCCGUGGCGGCGUGCCGUGCCGGAGGCGUUGCCGUCAUUGCUGAUGUGGUGCUGAACCACAUGGCAAGGCCUUGCCACGCUGCCGAAGCUCAGACAGAUGGCUCCACGCCAUGUGUCGGCUGGAAUGGCACGAAGUACGGCAACCGCCAAACUCAAGGUGCUCAUGGUUGGGAUGCUGCGGGACCCAAGGACUUCCACCAUCAGGAAGGCCACGUGACCUGGGGCACCUGUGGCGUCGGCCCUGAGACAGGUUUCCUUUGCGGCUCUUUGGUCACCACCGACUGCAGCUGCUGUCAAUGUGACAUGUACGGGCUGCCGGACUGGAAUCUGACCCGGCCAGAGGUCCAGCAGAUGCAGAGCCGGCACUUGUCCGAGCUUUUCGACAUGGGUGUGACGAUGUUGCGCGUGGAUGCGGCCCUCUACAUGGAGUCCGGGCCAUUUGCGGCCAUCGUCCACCGCUUUCCUUGGGACCUCGUGUACCAGGAGUGGUGGCACGAGCUGGCGGUGCCUGGGCGCACCGAGGUCUUCGGCCUCUACCGAGACCUGCACUUCAUGCGCAAAGUGGCCGAUUUGCUGCAACUGCAAGGCCCGAACCAGGCAGCAGAAGUAGUCGCACUUUCCAGGGGGGACUACUUCAUCCCACCCGAGGAGGCCCUCUACCCUACCUGCUUCCACGACGGGCGCACCGACAAUGCGGAUGCUGGCACCCCGACAUACAAGAAUGGACUGGCCUUCCACCAGCAGCAGCUCUUCAUGUUGGCCUCGCCCUUCCCCGUCUCGGUGCUCCUGUGGAGUGGAUACAGUUGGAAGGCGAUCGAGCAGGGACCACCCGGCUGCGAGAGCAGUGACUGCCUUAGCCAAGGAGGGCUCUGUUGA
Symbiodinium natans is the source of this 1110-nucleotide messenger RNA. Lineage: Eukaryota; Dinophyceae; Suessiales; Symbiodiniaceae. The record is from the annotation of a GenBank genome assembly.